GGAUUUACGAACGUUACGGAUUACAUCCCCUGGAUCAGGAACAUAACUAGCAUUCGACUGAAAGAAAAAGCCUCAUCCUCCUGUGGACAACGUAAGCUGAUGAAAAUGCGCUUCCAAGGAUCAAGGGACGAAACGGAAACCGAAAUGAUAUACCACUGGCCGUGGUAUGGACUACUUCAUACCAACUAUGGCAUGGGAAGAUAUUCCAUUUGUGAGAUUACAAUAGUAUCGAAAAAAUCUGUGGUCACUUCCAGUGGAUGCGUAUCAGAUACACCAGGGAAUAUGAUUGUAAAAGUUGGUCAAAAGCAGGACCGUUUGGGAUAUAUGGAGUAUGGCCAAGUGCUCAAUGUCAGUAAGGUGAUCAAACGCGACGAUUUUUUUGCAAUAUUACACCUUAGCUCUGAGUUAGUGUUUGCCGAUUACGUUCAGCCAAUUUGUCUUUGGGAGGGCGACACAUCACAAGAGCACAUUGAUGGACAAAUUGGAUACAUGCCAAGUGAUUAUAUAACUUUAGGUUCUCAUCAUUUCGGGGAAGACGUUGAAAAGAAGGCACGCGAUGCAGUUACUUUCGAAAUAACUUCAAGCGCAGUUUGUGAAAAAAGCCAUCCAGAUACCGAAAGCUUUUCAGGAGAUAAACUGUUUUGUGCACGCAUGCUCAGUGAAAAAAUAAUUCUUGUCCAUCAAGGUUCGGGUCUUUACAUACAUCAUAAUAAUCGAUGGGUGCUACGAGGAAUGUCACUGUCCAGGCUCACACCAGAUAAAAAUUCUGUAGCAAUUUUCGUAGAUGUAAGGAAAUAUUUAACAUCCGAUACGGAGCUGUAAGCAGAUGCAACC
This is a messenger RNA of Uranotaenia lowii, 834 nucleotides long. Its product is annotated as serine protease gd-like. The record is from RefSeq and is a predicted model, not a curated record. Gene Ontology annotation, biological process: proteolysis. NCBI's taxonomy places the organism in Eukaryota, Metazoa, Arthropoda, Insecta, Diptera, Culicidae. The coding region runs from base 100 to 822 and encodes 240 amino acids. Gene Ontology annotation, molecular function: serine-type endopeptidase activity. The transcript has 2 exons.